AAGCUUCAUGGGUAUGACACUCUCUCGCCAGCCAAUCGCUCUUCGUCUUCUACAUUCUCAUCCUCUCUGUCUAUCUGUCUGUCUCUCUCUCGAAGCUGCAGGUAGUAAUGAAGCCGGGUUUUUGGUUGGCCAACUAUUUCCUGUCUGCAUUUAUUGGCGGGAAAUCUGACCUGUGACGUUUCACCCCCUCCCCUCCUCGCACGAGCCGCCCAUGACCACGAAAGUGAGCUCUUUCUCAUGCUCUGCUCUCGUCUCCUGAAGCUCUGCAUUUCAAAUCCUCUGUGCCCGCUGUCGUCGUCGUUGAGCGAUCAUGAAAGCACCUGAGCUUGAGCGCGAGCCUGCAAAUGACCCGGUUCGUGAUGAUCGGAUUCCGACGCUGCCGGAACCAACUAAGGAGCAGGAGAAGGAGAAGGAGAAGGAGAAGCCGAGCACUUCCUUCUUCGGCUUGUUUGUGGCUGCCGACAAGAUUGAUUGCGUUUUGAUGUUCUUCGGAAGCGCCGGUGCGUGCAUCCACGGUGCCGCGCUCCCUGUGUUCUUCGUUCUGUUUGGCCGGAUGAUCGAUUCUCUCGGCAAGCUGUCUUCCGAUCCCCACGGAUUGUCUUCGCGCGUUUCUGAGGAUGCUCUGUACCUCGUGUAUCUAGGAGUCAUCGUGUUCGCAUCGGCAUGGAUAGGUGUUGCAUUGUGGACGCAAACCGGGGAGAGGCAAACAGCUCGUUUGCGGCUUAAGUAUCUGCAGGCAGUUCUUAGGAAAGACAUCAACUUUUUUGAUACAGAAGCUAAGGACUGUAACAUUCUUCACCACAUUACAAGCGAUGCAAUACUAGUACAAGAUGCAAUCGGCGACAAGACAGGCCAUGCUCUGCGUUACCUUUCGCAAUUCAUCGUAGGAUUUGCUGUCGGAUUUACGUCGGUGUGGCAGCUCACGCUUCUGACCUUGGCUGUUGUUCCGUUGAUAGCAUUUGCCGGAGGAGCUUAUACUAUUAUCAUGUCUUCUCUAUCAGAGAAAGGUGAAGCUGCAUAUGCUGAAGCAGGGAAGGUUGCGGAAGAGGUUAUCUCGCAGAUUCGAACGGUAUACUCUUUUUGUAGGGAGGACAAAGCAGUCCAAGCAUAUUCUAAGUCACUUAAAGUUGCACUAAAACUGGGGAAGAAGAGCGGUUUUGCCAAAGGAAUGGGUGUCGGCUUUACAUAUGCUCUCUUAUUCUGUGCUUGGGCAUUGCUUCUGUGGUAUGCCAGCAUUCUCGUCCGGCACCACCAUACAAAUGGAGGGAAAGCAUUCACGACCAUCAUAAACGUUAUCUUUAGUGGUUUUGCGCUGGGUCAAGCUGCCCCAAACCUUGCUGCCAUUGCAAAAGGGCAGGCGGCUGUUGCCAACAUCAUUAGCAUGAUACAAACGGAUAAUAAGCCGUCUAAGGGAUCUGAUGAAGGAACGAAAUUGUCAGAAGUAGCUGGAGAAAUUGAAUUUCGUGAGGUCUGCUUUGCUUAUCCAUCCCGUCCCAACAUGGUAUUUGAGAAUUUGAGCUUCACCAUUGGGGCCGGAAAGAGCAUAGCGAUUGUUGGUCCGAGUGGUUCUGGAAAGAGUACCAUAAUCUCCUUGGUACAACGGUUCUAUGACCCAACUUCAGGCCAAAUUCUGCUUGACGGACAUGAUCUCAAGACUCUUCAACUAAAAUGGCUGAGAGAGCAAAUGGGAUUGGUUAGCCAAGAGCCAGCACUGUUUGCCACUACUAUAGCCGAUAACAUUCUAUUUGGUAAAGCAGAUGCUAAAACGGAGCAACUCGUAGAAGCUGCUAAAGCUUCAAAUGCACAUUCCUUCAUCCAAAAGCUUCCCGAUUGUUAUUACACUCAGGUGGGAGAGGGAGGAACCCAACUUUCUGGAGGACAGAAGCAGAGGAUUGCCAUUGCAAGAGCUGUGCUACGGAACCCAAAGAUACUACUUUUGGAUGAGGCGACCAGUGCCCUUGACGCAGAAUCGGAACUUGUUGUCCAAGAAGCACUUGACAGAAUAAUGACGAACAGGACAACAAUAAUCAUUGCACACCGCUUAUCCACAGUCCGAGAUGUUGAUUGUAUCGUUGUCCUGAACGGCCAGGUCGUUGAAAGUGGAAACCAUUCAGAGUUGUUAUAAGGAGGCGAGUACGCGACCCUUGUGAGCUUACAGUUAACUGAAAAUGACACUCAAUCGAGCUCACUAUGUCGCUCGGAUUCUUCUGCAAAUUCUAGCUUCCGAGGAAGUUUUAACAGUGAGCACAACACUGCCACAGAGGAUUUACCAAAACAUUCCCCCAACGGACACUGCUCCCUCGGUAUCAAUCUGGAGCUGUUAAAACUGAAUGCCCCUGAAUCCUUUGCAUUGCUCGGGUCGGUUGGUGCGGUCCUGGCAGGCAUGGAAGCUCCUCUAUUUGCGAUUGGGAUCACCCACAUCUUGUCUGCGUUUUAUUCACCUGAUGCUCAUCGUGCUAAGCAAGAGGUCGAUCGGAUUGCACUCUUAUUUGUCGGAGUAGCUGCUAUUACCAUGCCGAUUUACUUGAUACAGCAUUUCUUCUACACACUGAUGGGGGAGCGCCUCACAACCCGUGUUCGCUCAUUGAUGUUCUCAGCUAUCCUCACCAACGAGAUUGGGUGGUUUGAUUUGGAUGAGAAUAGCACCGGUUCCCUAACAACAAUUUUAGCAGCAGAUGCAACACUGGUGCGGAGUGCACUGGCCGACCGUCUAUCGACCAUUACGCAGAAUGUAGCACUCACAGUGACGGCAUUUGUCAUUGCCUUCAAAUUAAGCUGGCGGAUAGCAGCUGUUGUCAUUGCUUCCUUCCCUCUCCUUGUUGGAGCAUCAAUAACUGAGCAAUUAUUUCUUAAGGGAUUCGGAGGAGACUACAGCACUGCCUAUUCUCGGGCCACUUCAUUGGCACGUGAAGCAAUUGCAAACAUUCGCACCGUCGCUGCGUUUGGUGCUGAAGACCGGAUCUCAGAUCAGUUUGCUUCUGAAUUAGCCCAACCAAACCGGCAAGCACUUAUCCGAGGGCACAUAUCGGGGUUCGGCUUUGGCAUAUCACAGUUCUUUGCAUUCUGUUCCUACUCACUCGGCCUUUGGUAUGCUUCCGUUCUAAUCAAGCACAGGGAAUCCAACUUUGGAGACAUCAUCAAAUCCUUCAUGGUUUUGAUAGUUACUGCACUAGCCGUUGCAGAGACCCUGGCUCUCACGCCAGACAUUGUGAAGGGCAAGCAAGCGCUAGGGUCAGUUUUCCGUGUCCUCAAGAGGCAGACUGCCAUACAUCCUUACAGCCACAUGUCGAAAAUGGUGCUCACGGUCCGAGGAAAUAUAGAAUUCAGGAGCGUCAGUUUUAGGUAUCCGGCCAGGCCGGAUGUACGCAUCUUCGAAGAUUUGAAUUUGAAAGUUUCGGCGGGGAAGAGUCUUGCGGUGGUGGGACAAAGUGGGUCGGGAAAGAGUACGGUGAUCUCCCUAGUGAUGAGAUUUUAUGACCCCACCUCUGGAUCAGUUCUUAUAGAUGGCUGUGAUAUAAAAUCCCUGAACUUGAGACAGCUAAGGUUAAGGAUAGGUUUGGUCCAGCAGGAACCGGCAUUAUUCGCCACGACGAUAUAUGAGAACAUAAAGUACGGAAAUUCAGAAGCUUCGGAAAUAGAGGUGAUGGAAGCGGCCAAAGCGGCGAAUGCCCAUGAGUUUAUCAGCACGAUGCCGGAAGGGUACCAAACAAACGUCGGCAAUAGGGGAGUGCAAUUGUCGGGAGGACAGAAGCAGAGGGUGGCCAUAGCAAGGGCAAUCCUGAAGGACCCUUCAAUCCUCCUCCUGGACGAAGCGACGAGUGCUUUGGACACGUCGUCGGAGAAGUUGGUCCAAGACGCUCUUGAUAAGCUCAUGAAAGGCCGGACGACGAUCUUAGUGGCGCACAGGCUGACGACCAUCCGAGACGCCAAUAGAAUCGCCGUGCUGCAAAAUGGCAGGGUAGCAGAAAUAGGCCGUCACGACCAGCUCAUUGCGAAACCCAGUGGACCCUACAAGAAAUUGGUCAGCCUGCAACAGGAGGAGAAGAACCUGGAAGCAAUUUCUUAGCCAGCAUGUGGCGAGGCAACGAUUAUCGAGUUAUUGAAGCCUAACAGAUAAGAUAGUAGCCAAAACCUACUGGUGAGCUUGAAUACGUCUCUCAUUAAGAAUUGUUUAGCCUCUGAGUAGAAGUCCUGAGUAAUUUGUCCAGGGCAUAAGAAGAUGCAUGCACAGGUCAAAAAACCUGAUUACAUUAUAGCUUUAUUGGCAGUGUAAUUGGUUAAGUAAUUUUCUUGAUUUGUUCAAUAAAACUCAAAAGCAUAUCGCUUUUUAUACGCUA
Molecule: messenger RNA, 4337 nt
Organism: Eucalyptus grandis
Lineage: Eukaryota; Viridiplantae; Streptophyta; Magnoliopsida; Myrtales; Myrtaceae
Product: ABC transporter B family member 13
Biological process (GO): transmembrane transport
Cellular component (GO): membrane
Molecular function (GO): ATP binding; ABC-type transporter activity; ATP hydrolysis activity
Source: RefSeq, a predicted model, not a curated record